Molecule: messenger RNA, 1277 nt
Organism: Ornithodoros turicata
Lineage: Eukaryota; Metazoa; Arthropoda; Arachnida; Ixodida; Argasidae
Exons: 3
Coding region: 247-1224 (325 amino acids)
Biological process (GO): dephosphorylation
Molecular function (GO): phosphatase activity
Source: RefSeq, a predicted model, not a curated record
CAAGAGAAAUGUCGGCACAGUUCCCCAUGACGUCAGACGAGGACGAACGAUCCCAUAGCACCCUAGCACCAUGCCGCCAGGCAGGCAGGAAGACAGGCAUUAAUAACUAGGCAACAGUACGCUAACACAUCAGUAUUCAUUAGCCCUAUCGCCAUCGGUACAGAGAUCGUGCUUCGAUCGCUUUUAACGGCAAAACGUGCGGCAGGGCACCACCGUAUAUACCAUCAGAACACCUCCGACCUUCGGAUGGCUCUUCAUUUCCAAGCACCUUCGCCAAGUGGCAGAGCCCACGUUGAUGUAACUGACAGGGUAGUGUACGUGUUCGCCCUUGGCAGGCACGGAGAACGAACACCCCUUACCAACUGUUCGAAGCUCGUUAAGACUAAUCCUGAAGGCUACGGUGAACUGACAAAAGCAGGCCGGAAGCAGUGCAAGAAUCUGGGCAAGGUGAUCAAGGCACGCUACCCGAAUCUUCUCAAGGGUCAACCUGGCGAAGUACGAGCUACAUGCAACAAACAACCUCUAUCCUUUCAAAGUAUUUGUCGGAUAUUAAAGGGCCUCGGCUACAAGGAUGUAAUACCUGUCGAGGAUGCGACUGACUACGGCAGCCUUGAGACAUCGGCCUUAAUGAAAAACUAUACUUCAGUAAUGCAGGAGCAUUGCUUAGGUCAUUUCAAAACCAUUGGAGAAAUGGUGGAUUACGUGGUCAAGAACUCGGGUUCGCCGACGAAGCCAGAAAAGGCUGUGGUGCAGUCACUGGACAGUAUCGUAACGCACGUCCACAACGGACAUCCCAUACCCAAGUGGGCUGAGAGUCAUUGGCAAGAAAUUAUCUGGGCCGACGACCGGCUCUUAAAAAUGUCCUUGGUUGGGGCGAAGAAACGCAUUGCGGCUUACGCCAUGACGCACCUACUGGAGACGCUGGAACAGAAGUUCGAGAAGAAACGGCAGCUUCCAGAUAAGAUGCACCUGUUCACGACCUCUGACAUCGUGGUGUUCUCCUUCAUCCGGCUGCUCUGUUCGGCGUACGACAAGCGUCCACCUUUUUGCUCAGCUUUCUUUUUUGAGAUUUUCAUGGAGAGGAACGAGCCCAGAGUGCACAUCAUGUACUACACCGACAGCGCGCACGCGUCCAUCGUACUGGAUAAUCUCUCCAACCCGUGUACAGUCCAUGCACUCACGCAGGAGCUUCGCAACAUAUUGAGGAAGAUCAAGCAACGAUAGUACGUCUGGCACAGCGACAGCUAAGCAUAGAAAAUAAAUACGUAAUGUUCCAA